AUGUAUUGUAGUAAUUUAAUUUUAAUUGUUUUUUAUUUUAUUCACUAUGCUUUUUGUAAUGAUAAAAUUGUAGAUCAAAAUUUCAUUGAAGAUACCAACUAUCAACAAUCAAAUACCAUUUUAUUUUUAGAUAAUGAAAAUAAACUGUAUUCAAAUUAUUAUAAUCAAAAAGCCAAAUUAUUAAAUUCGUUUAUUCCUUUAAAAGAUUCAAAUAUUUUGGGUUCUUUUUCCAAUGAUACUGUAUUUUUCAUUGGAACAGAGCAUUUAAAUAACUCUUUUAUUAAUAAUAAUAAAAAGCAAAGUUUAAAAAAUAUUUUAAUAGUAGAUGAUGCAAAUUGGAGAUUCCACCACUCUAUGGCCCUUCAUGAUGGAUCUAUAGAGAUCUAUUCCAUGUCAUAUAGAGAACUAAAUAACAAUAAUUAUUUAUCAAUAUCUAUACACACAUUAAAUCAAAAAACAAAUUUCAGUGAUGUAAUUUAUUUAAAACAGUAUCCACAAAUUACAUAUUCAAGUAAUGUUGUUAUAGAUCCAAAUCAGAUUAAAAACUUUAAAUUUUGCCAUGAUAAAGUUAAUAAUGUAUAUAUCGCACUAGUCCAAAAUAAAGAUAAUGAUACCGUUGUAGUACAAUUUAGAGAAUAUGUUUUGGAAAUCUACACUAUUGAUACCAACGAAAUUCAAUUCAAUUCUAUUAUAUUUGGUAACUAUAGAAAGUUUUUAAUACUAUAUGGAGUAAAUAAUAAUGGCAGCAGUCAAAUUUUACAAUCAUAUAAUUUAAUUUCAAACUCAUCAAACACAGAAAUGAUAUUAACAAACAUCACCCACCAAUAUAAUAUUGUCAAAACCAAUGAUCCACAAAUAUUUUCAUUUUAUAAAGAAUCAGAAAGCAACCUUAGCAAUAAUGUAAUUGUAUCAUGCCAUUUGGGUGAAUCCGUAAACUGUCAAACUAAAGAAAUUUUCCUCUAUUCUGGAAUUAAAUCAUUUUCCCAAGCCCACCCACCCAUCAAUAGUAUUUAUUUAACAUAUAUUGCCCCAUCGAACAAAUGUGCAAACAAGGCUGUUUUGAUUACCAUAAUAGUAGUACCAAUAAUAUCAGCUAUACUAUUAAGUAUUUUGGGUCUUAUAAUAUAUAUCCGUUUCUUUAAAAAGAGUGCUACUAUAAAUCAAAGCUUAAACUACAAUAAUAUCAUAAAUAAUAAUCAAUAUAAAAAAGAUUAUGAAUUUGAAAAAGAAAAUGAAUUUGAUAGAGAAGAAGGUGCAGGAUAUAUUAAACAAUAA
Dictyostelium purpureum is the source of this 1275-nucleotide messenger RNA. RefSeq lists its product as uncharacterized. The record is from RefSeq and is a predicted model, not a curated record. The coding region runs from base 1 to 1275 and encodes 424 amino acids. The transcript has 2 exons. Lineage: Eukaryota; Evosea; Eumycetozoa; Dictyosteliales; Dictyosteliaceae.